Castor canadensis (American beaver) is the source of this 966-nucleotide messenger RNA. The record is from RefSeq and is a predicted model, not a curated record. NCBI's taxonomy places the organism in Eukaryota, Metazoa, Chordata, Mammalia, Rodentia, Castoridae.
AUGACGAAACAGAGAAACAGUAUAUCCCUGUGCCCACAAAAUACAGAUGCACAAAAUCUAACACUUGUCUCAGAAUUUCAUCUUAUGAGAUUCUCAGAAGAUCCAGAACUGCAGUGCAUCCUUUUUGGUUUGUUCCUGUUCAUAUACCUGGUCACAGUACUUGGGAACCUGCUCAUCAUCGUGGCUGUCAGCUCUGACUCACACAUCCACACCGCCAUGUACUAUUUCCUGUUUAACCUGUCUUUGACUGACAUCUUUAUAUCCACCACAGUCCCAAAGAUGAUUGUGGACAUCCAAACUAACAGAAGAUCCAUUUCCUAUGUGGUUUGCGUGACACAGAUGUCUUUUUUUCUGAUUUUUGUAGUCAUGGAUGACAUGCUUCUCUCUGUGAUGGCCUAUGACCGGUUUGUGGCUAUCUGUCACCCCCUGCAUUAUCCAGUCAUUAUGAAUUGUCGCUUCUGUCUUGUCUUAGUUUUGGUGUCAUUUUUGUUUAGUCUUUUGGACUCCCAGUUGCACAAUUUCAUUGUCUUACAAUUUACCUGUUUUAAGGAUGUGGAAAUUUCUAAUUUAUUCUGUGACCCUUCUCAACUACUCAAUCUUUCCUGUUCUGAAACCCUUACAAAUAGCAUAGUGAUGUGUUUUGUAGGGGCAAUAUUUGGAUUUUUCCCCAUCUCAGGGAUCCUUUUCUCUUAUUACAAAAUUGUUUUUUCCAUUCUGACAAUAUCUUCAUCAAGAGGGAGGUAUAAAGCACUCUCAACCUGGUAUCACCUAACAGUGGUGUGCUUAUUUUAUGGAAUAGCCAUUGGUGUGUACUUUGAUACAACUAUAUCACGUUGUCCAAAGCAAAUUGUGCUGGCAUCAUUAAUGUACACUGUAGUCACUCCUAUGUUCAACCCCUUCAUCUAUAGCCUGAGGAACAGAGACAUUAUCAGAACUAUGAAGAGAUUCCACUGUAGGUUAAUGUAA